This is a messenger RNA of Olea europaea var. sylvestris, 673 nucleotides long. RefSeq names its product homeobox-leucine zipper protein ROC3-like. Bases 125 to 658 code for a protein of 177 amino acids. Lineage: Eukaryota; Viridiplantae; Streptophyta; Magnoliopsida; Lamiales; Oleaceae. The transcript has 2 exons. The record is from RefSeq and is a predicted model, not a curated record. Gene Ontology annotation, molecular function: lipid binding.
GGCACAACAAGACAGGCAAGAUAAUGUACUACUAAGGGCAGAAAAUGAGAACCUCAAGAAUGAGAAUUAUCGGUUGCAAGCAGCACUAAGAAAUAUUGUGUGUCCAAACUGUGGAGGUCCAGCCAUGCUGGGAGAGAUGGGGUUUGAUGAACAGCAGCUUCGAAUCGAAAAUGCCCGUCUCAAAGAAGAGUUCGAGCGCGUAUGCUGUCUUGUUCAACAAUACAAUGGAAGGCCAAUCCAGGGAAUUGGACCGAAUUCUCUCCUUGCCCCUUCCUUGGACUUGGAUAUGAGUAAUUAUCCAAGAAAAUUUGAGGAGCAUUGCUCUGAUAUGAUCCCUCUACCUUUUAUGCCUGAAAAUCCCCAGUUCCCGGCAGGGAAUGUCCUGAUCUUGGAAGAGGAAAAGGCUUUAGCUGUUGAAUUGGCAAUGUCAUCUAUGGAUGAACUCAUGAAAAUGUGCCAGACGGGCGAGCCACUAUGGAUCCUAGCAACGGACACUGGGAAGGAAGUACUGAAUGUAGAAGAGUAUGCAAGAAUGUUUUCAUGGUCUAUAAAUCUCAAGCAUCAGGAAUUCAGGGUCGAGGCUACCCGGGGCACUGCCGUCGUCAUUAUGAAUAGUGUUACCCUGGUUGAUGCAUUCUUGGAUGCUGUAAGUCUUUAGUUUCUCUUUAUUUGU